GCAGGCAAAAGCUUGAUUAAAAAUUGUUCUUGUUUUGAAACAUUAAUUGUACAAGAUGGCAACUUAUCAUUACAUCCUUUUUAUUGCUUUUUUUGUCAUGUGUAUGACAACAGUAAAAGCAUAUUUCAUUGCCAUUGAUGCCCAUGCAGAAGAAUGUUUCCACGACAGAGUGUCAUCUGGGACAAGAAUGGCUCUCACAUUUGAAGUUGCAGAGGGAGGAUUUCUUGACAUUGAUGUGAAGAUUUCUGGACCAGAUGGUAAAGCUAUUCACACAGGAGAGAGAGAGUCCAAUGGUAAAUACACCUUUGCAGCUCACAUGGAUGGAGUUUACAGAUACUGCUUCAGCAAUAAGAUGUCAACAAUGACACCUAAGAUUGUUAUGUUCUCCAUGGAUGUAGGAGACCAACCUAAAGAUCAAGGAAUAGAAACAGAAGAGCAUCAGAGCAAACUUGAAGAGAUGGUGAAUGAACUAGCAACAGGUCUUACAGGGGUCAAACAUGAACUUGAAUAUAUGGAAGUCAGAGAAAGGGUUCAUAGAUCAAUUAACGACAACACAAAUUCCAGAGUGGUAUUAUGGGCAUUCUUUGAGAGCUUGGUGCUGGUUGCCAUGACGCUAGGACAGGUGUAUUAUCUUAAGAGAUUCUUUGAAGUCAGGAGAGUGGUGUAGACAUUAUUAAGCAUUACGUAGUUUUAAAUAUCACGGCCCAUUUUCAUAAAACUUUACUAGGCCUAGUGCAUUUAUUCUGAAAACUGUAUUGUUAUCCCUAGAAUGUGAAUGGAGAAAAUGUUCAUUUUCACCACAAAUUGACGUCACUCAGAACAAGCUCUUUUUGGUGCUCCGGAAGAUGUUUCUUUGAAAUAAUUGCUUUUUAGCAGAAAUUAACUAAUUACCUUUCCUAAUUUAGAUUUAUUAUAACAAUUAACAUAAAGAAAUUAAGAAAAUAAUGUAGUUUUGAGAGUAAGAUGAUUACUAUCACCAGCAUAUGUCUAAAUGGUGUGUAGUUAACUAACUUAAGUUUUAUGAAUAUGGGCCUAUAGAACUGGAGAUAGGGGUUAUGUAGACAUGAAGGUCAUCUUAAUUUUCUUGUCAUGAAGAUUAGCUUCUCUUAUUACAAUAGAAUUGACACUGACUGUCAAGAAUGAAUAA
Molecule: messenger RNA, 1147 nt
Organism: Strongylocentrotus purpuratus (purple sea urchin)
Lineage: Eukaryota; Metazoa; Echinodermata; Echinoidea; Camarodonta; Strongylocentrotidae
Product: transmembrane emp24 domain-containing protein 2-like
Exons: 4
Coding region: 56-667 (203 amino acids)
Biological process (GO): intracellular protein transport; endoplasmic reticulum to Golgi vesicle-mediated transport; Golgi organization
Cellular component (GO): Golgi apparatus; COPII-coated ER to Golgi transport vesicle; endoplasmic reticulum
Source: RefSeq, a predicted model, not a curated record